Molecule: messenger RNA, 2453 nt
Organism: Myxocyprinus asiaticus (Chinese sucker)
Lineage: Eukaryota; Metazoa; Chordata; Actinopteri; Cypriniformes; Catostomidae
Product: serine/threonine-protein phosphatase PGAM5, mitochondrial-like
Exons: 6
Coding region: 283-1140 (285 amino acids)
Biological process (GO): positive regulation of mitochondrial fission
Cellular component (GO): mitochondrion
Source: RefSeq, a predicted model, not a curated record
AAUACUCCUUAUUGUUUCUGUCUUCACUAAUCUAGUCGUGACUUUACUAUUGGAAUUAUUUUGUAUCUAAAGAGGAUAUUUCUGGAGUGUAAAUACACUUUCACUGAUGGUUUGGACAGAAAACCCCGUAUUUGUCAUGAUGGGACAUCAGUGAAAGGUUAUUACUGUCUUUUAGGGUGUUUGAAAGGAACGGUGGCACUUCCUCAGCAGAGUGACUCAUUGUGCUUAAUAACGGUGAAGAUCAGCCGUGAUUCCUCCGUAUAGUCACUUCUCAUUUGAGUCAUGUCGUUUCGGAGGGCAGCCAGACUGGUGUGCGGGUUCGCCGGCGGUUCUGCGGUGCUGGUGUUCGCGGCGGUCGUUGCAGACAAGCACGGAUACUUGAGAGAGCGUUUUCGCCUCAGAGAGACCCCGACUGCCUUGCAUGCAGCAUGGCUCGCUGCGAACGGCUGGGACUAUAACUGGGACAAACGUGACCCCUCCUCUACGGUAAAUGGGAAGAGAAAGGAAAGGGCUGGUGACAGCGGAAGUCCAGACACUGAGAACAACAAACCCAAAGCCACGCGUCACAUCUUCCUCAUCCGACACUCUCAGUACAACCUCAAUGGGAACGGAGACAAAGAGAGAGUCCUCACUCCUUUAGGCCGUGAACAGGCUGAGUUGACGGGACAAAGGUUAGCAGUACUUGGACUAAAGUAUGACCUGCUCAUCCACUCCUCUAUGACUAGAGCUACAGAGACAGCCAACAUCCUCAGCAAAUACCUGCCAGAGGUGGAGCUUGUGAGCUGUGAUAUGCUGCGAGAGGGUGCACCCAUAGAGCCAGUACCUCCCGUCGGUCACUGGAAACCUGAGGCUGUGCAGUACCAUGAGGACGGCGCACGGAUCGAGGCAGCAUUCCGCCGCUACAUCCACCGAGCUGACGCCAAACAGAAGGAGGACAGCUAUGAGAUUAUCGUCUGUCAUGCCAAUGUCAUCCGCUAUUUUGUGUGCAGGGCUCUGCAGUUUCCUCCAGAGGGCUGGCUGAGGAUGGGCCUUAACAAUGGCAGCAUAACCUGGCUAACAAUUCGGCCCAGUGGCCGAGUGGCUCUCAGAGCGCUGGGAGACUCUGGCUUCAUGCCUCCGGAUAAACUCACCCAGACUUGACAUCCUCAGUCUAUACCAUCAUGGCCUCAAUACAGACUAGACUGAAGAAUGAGUGAAGUUGACAGCUGUUAGAGGUGCAAAGUGUCAGGAAAUUUCUUAAUGUUCUCCUAAAUGCCUCCUGAAAUUUUGAAAUACCUUUUAGAUUGACAAAAUUCCAGAAUCUUUAGAAUUUAUUUGGGUUAGUUCUCCCAAAAAUGAAAAUUCUGUUGCCAUUUACUCACCCACGUCACUCCAAAUAUGUAUGAAUUUCUUCAGUGGAAAGAAGUUUUGAAAAGUGUUUAUACUGCUCUUUUUUUCAUACAUUGAAAAUAAAUGUGGACUGAGGCUGUCAGUUAUAUUCAGCCUAAAAUGUCUUUGUGUUCCAUGGAUGAAAGUCAUAUGGGUUUGGAACAACAUGAGGGUGUGUAAAUAAAAACAAUUGAAAUUUUUGGGUGAACUAUUCUUAUAAGUGAUUUGGGAUGAGUUUCAUACUUACAUCUAUGCAUUUGGCAGAUGCUUUUAUCCAAAGCGACUUACAGUAUACUUAUUACAGGGACAAUACCCCCGGAGCAACCUGGAGUUAAGUGCCUUGCUCAAGCACACAAUGGUGGUGGCUGUGGGGAUCGAACCAGCAACCUCAUGUGCCAGUUAUGUGCUUUAGCCCACUGAGCCACCACCUCCUACUUCUGCUUACUGUAAGUCUUGUUAGUUGAUAAGUAAUCGUGCAAAGCUGCACUUUAGGAGAACAUUACUGGGAAAAUUUCUUUCUUUGCAACCCUACUAUCUUUUGUUCUGGUGAUCAGUUCUCCAUAAGUGUAAUUAUUUUGUAUUUUUAUUUUUAAGUAAGCAAGUGAAGGGAUAUUGAUAUGUCUUCUAUUUGACACGAACACUCCUGUGCCACGCUUUGUCAUCUGUAACUGUGAUGGACAGGUGAUAUUAACCAGCAAGUGUACUUUUUUAUAUGUUUAAAACAAGGUGUCUUUUUCCAGGAGUGUUAAGCAAACUCUGGAGGCCUUGUCGUGACAAUUGGUGUCUUAUGCACUGUUUACAUGGAAUCAUGUUUAUGAAUAUUUUAAAGUUAGUGUGUGAAUUUUUCUGCUAAAUUAUGAGAAUUGAGAGGUCGAUUAUGACUCGAUUAUUAAUGUUGUUCAGUUGUGUUAGUCCGUUUGUAUUGUCAGACGAUGGCUGAGUGAAUUUUAAAAAAAAUAUACGGGUCACAAAAUAAAAAUAGAAAAAUACAAAUAUAUAUUUUUGCAUGAAGAAAAUAAAGCCUGUUUUUAGGACCAUUAACUUUGCAUUGUAACAUUAUUUUAAUAAAAAAUAAGCACAUUUCA